This is a messenger RNA of Pocillopora meandrina, 3493 nucleotides long. The record is from the annotation of a GenBank genome assembly. NCBI's taxonomy places the organism in Eukaryota, Metazoa, Cnidaria, Anthozoa, Scleractinia, Pocilloporidae.
AUGAACGGCUAUCGAAGCGAACAGGAAGAACAAAGCUCUACUGUCGGGCAGAUUUGCUGCCUUGUCGAAGACAACGACCGCUGUAAGCGACCAGCCAGCAACGCAAGCUACUCCAAGCGAAUUCAGAAGACAGUUUCUCAGAGAAAACUGAAGUUGGCUUUGGACGUAAACGUAAGCGAAAUUUUUUCCGACUGAAUCCUUUCACAGAUCCGAGGUUGCUGACCGAACUGUAAGUUUUUGUUUGAUAGAGCUGGGAUAAUUCGAAUUAAAUUCAUUGUAAACCGGUUUUAUUUCAGGCAAGACACAUCUAUAUUUGCGAGCAUCACAAAAAUAUGAUUCAGAGCGUUCGGAGCAAGAGAAAACGUAAAGAUUCCGACGAUGAAGCGGACACAGCUGAGGUAAGAAGGACAACUCUGUGUUUAUCUUUUUAAGCACCUGGAGUAAUUUACCCUGCUGUUUGCGACGGUUUUCCUUACCAUUCGUGCUCAAACUUGUUGGUUACGUGUUUGAUAUUCUUAGGAAAGAUUUUGACGUGUUCUCUUUCAUCUCGCACAGGUCGAUUUCUGUCAAUUGCAGGUGAACACUCUAAGAAGAUAUAAACGACAUUACAAGUUACAAACCCGACCAGGAUUGAACAAAUCACAGCUUGUUGAGGUAUGUAUGGUUGAACUGAAGAGAUUUUUAUAUUUUUGGUUCGAAGCCUGGAUGGCAAAACACUCGUUGUAUCAUCAUUACAAAUGUCGUUAGUCACCUUUUUGUUACGAUAAACGUAAUUCGAUGUGAGCUAACAAAUUCAAAUGUCUUUUUAUCUUUGAGUAGUCCCUUUUAAUUUGGCUUAGUUCGGAUAUUUGAAGAAUGUUUCUUUUUCUUACAAAGUACGAAAUUCUAGAGAAAACUCGUGCUGUACGUGGAUUUCUACCCUCCUCCCCAUAGAAAAUGCAUUCUUGUCGGUCGAUACUCCUCUGGGGGAGUGGAGUAGGUCGGAAGCUAUACUUUGUCCUUUACAGAAGAUUUAACCCUUUAACUCCAAUGAGUGACCAAGACAGAAUUUCUCCUUACGAUAUCUAUGCAAUAUCAUGCAGACAAGUGAUGAGAAUUAAAAAUAUAUAAAUUAUGGGAUUAUUAAUUGAUCCAAUAUCAACUUCUCCAAACUAACUUAAUGAGAAUCAUUUGACAGACACUUAGGAGAAUUACUAAUGAGAUCUUGGGAGUUAAAGGUUCAUUCUAACUUUCAGUGCUCAUAAAAAAAGUUUCAAAAAUUCAAAAUUUGUUCAGAAGAAAUGAGCAAGUCUGAUUGAAUGGACAUGUUAGUGAUUUAAACCCAAAAAAAAUCUCAACCAAAAUUGUCAAAAUACCAAAUACUGCAAACCCUAGCAAUGUUAUCCAGUUAAUACAAAUAUCAUCAUUUUCCUUUUUGCUGCCAUGUUUUAAGGAGUCCCAGAUUUUCAUAUUGUUUAAGGGAAAGAAGAAUUUGAUGUUUUUCAGUUAGUUAUAUCUUCUGGUUUUCAUUUUGUUAAAAUGGAUUCAUCAAAAAAUUCUAGAGAUCUCUGGAAUUAGGAUUAUUUAGUAUUGAUCACGGUGCUUUUGAGUGGUCCACAUGAAAGGCUUAGUCCUUCCUUAGGAUAUCUUUAGUAGCCUCUUCAGUGUAUCUGUAGUAGCCUUGCCAUUUUUAAAAAGCAUCCUAAAACAUUUCUUUUAAGGGAAGCUUAUAAUUUAUAAGAAUAGCUCUUAAUGUUUAGUGCUUUAAAUACUUUAAUUUUAAUUUUGUAUUGAAUUUUUAGACUUUUAUUUCUUUAGAUUGUAGCUUAGCAAGGAAAUUUGUUAUUAUAAUUAUUGUUAUUACUAGCUUUGUUGGAAUUUUAAUCUUAGCUGUUAAUUGUAACUUAAUGUUAAGUGCUUUUGAAUAUUUUAUAGUCUUAGCACUAUACAAAUUCUUUUUUUAUGUUAUCUUUAUCAGUGUAGCCUAAAUAUUUUUAAUUCUCCAUUUUCAAUUCACAUAAAAACCUUCCCCAUGCCAAACAAUCUCUAUCCUUUCUUGUUAUAUUCUUAAUCCUAAGUUAUUUACUUCUCAAAUGAAAUAUUAUUUGAUGGUGCAUCUCUUUCUUUGAUGAAAUUCUGGUAGUUGAACAAAUGUUGUUUUAAACAUGUCUUACAUGAAGCUUUGUUUUUAUUGUUUUAAGACCAUCCAGAGACACUUCAAACAGAUUCCAUGCCCUGAAAAGGAGACAGUUACUUACUUUAUCUACAUGAUCAAAACCCACAAGAGCAAGUUAGACCAAAAACCAGACAGUAACUGAAGACAGAUGGUCUCCCAUGUGCUGUAAUCUCUGUAUAGAAUUUCAUUUGAACUUGGAGUGAGAAAGAUGAUGUAAACAAAUAUGUUAAUGUGUAAAUACAUUAGAAUGGUCCUGGUGUUGUAGAUAUGUAUAGGUAAACGUUGAGGAGAUCAAUGCAGAAUGAUAUCGUGCUGAAUCAUAAUUCUAGCAUUCUCUUCAGGGGUUUCAUGAAGUUUUGAGGUGGAUGUCAAAAAUUGCAAAGUAGGAAGCUAAUUAAGGUUUAAUUGUUACCCUAGUGUUGUUAAUUUCAGAAAAAAUUGGUGACAAAUUUGCUUGACAUAGGGAAUUUCACCUUUUUUCCAGAUUUUUUUUUUAUCUCAUGUAGAGUUAGGUUUUCCAUCAGUGAGUUACCAAACUUACAAUGUUAAUCAGUGCUCCAAGCCGUGACCAAUUUGAUCUCUCUACUUCAAAGAGAAAAAUACUUAGGCAUGUAAAUCUGCUGCUCAAGUCUCAAAUUUGAAUUCCUGAAUUACUGUGUGAUUCUAGUGUAAUGUGAAAGUUAGAUAGAUAUUAAAUACAGUAGUGUGAAUACUCUGUCAUUUUUUUUAAGGUGGCACAUAAACCUCUGACACAGCUAAGGUGUGUUUUAAACAAAAAACCUGUUUUUUUGUGCAUUGCAUCAUCCAACAUGCCCAUAUUUUAUUUCUUUUUCUCCCAUGGGGGGACCUAAAUAUUGUUCUGCCAGCUAUUUUGACUCAAGAUUGCUAAGGAGAAACAGAAUAGCACUUAGCUUGGGGCUCUGUUAACAGCUGUUGAUUACAUAAUUUAUUUUCAAUACUAACUCAAAUUUAAUAAAUUACGUGAAUAAGAUUUCCCUGUAUUCAGAAUGUGUCCUACAUCAGUAGUUCUCAUAAAUUUGUGUGAAAAUAAAUUAUUUUAAGUUACAUAUCACAACCAGUCACCUUAGUACAAGGCUCUAAUGACACAAGACUCGUCAGUCUGUCAGUUUAAGACUUUGAUGCUGUUACAGUUACAAGCUAGUGUUAAAGUAGCAGUACACUCCAAGAUUUGGAGUUUAUCAUGGCAAAGUUCUAGAUAGGAGUUGAAUGUUUCAUUCCUUUAUCACAUUCCCAUGGAUAUUAACCAUUAUCAAAGUAACAUUCAAAAUGUCUUUGUAAUAAGUUUCUUUUUGAAUAAAAAUUAUAGUAGUGAGUGCG